Odontomachus brunneus is the source of this 3634-nucleotide messenger RNA. RefSeq lists its product as uncharacterized. The transcript is spliced from 2 exons. The coding region runs from base 1754 to 3343 and encodes 529 amino acids. The record is from RefSeq and is a predicted model, not a curated record. NCBI's taxonomy places the organism in Eukaryota, Metazoa, Arthropoda, Insecta, Hymenoptera, Formicidae.
CCUUCUAAUUUUGGUCUGCCUUGUUCUCUACUUAUCUUCUCUUUCUUUAUUAUUCUUCUUUUUUUACCGUUCGCACACACUCCCUUGACUUAUAAUUAAAAUUUGACUUCAAUUUAUUUUCGUUCCAAUUACCGAUAACAAUAAUGUACAAUUGUUUAUUUUAGUAAUUUCAUUUUUUCCUCUUAACUAAUUAGGAUAAUAAUUUUUUGUUAUGUUUGCGAUUUGCUUAUUUCCCUUGCAUUUGAGUUAAUGUAAAUUCAAUGAUAUGUUAGGCAACCUUAUAUUUCCAAAUAUCCAGACAAAUAUUAAUUGCAUCAUUCGCAAUUUUAUCUUCACAUGUAAACCUAAACGACUGUUAUAAAUAGACUGAUAUUAGGCUGCUGAAAACGUGGAAUAUGAUUGAAUAUAAAAUAGAUUAUUGACUGAGGAUAUUCUUGGAAAUCUCUCGCUUACCAAUAACGUAAGAAUCUAAUUGAAUAUGGUUACUAUGUAUAACAGCAAUUUCGAGAUAUUAGCGUUUAUUACGGAGCCCGAAUAGAUUAUAAAUAUACAUAAGAAGGAAAGCACCAACAAUUAUUAUAGAACUUCACAAACGCAAUAAAUUCUUAUUAAAAUCUAUUGUCAACAUUAUACUUGAAAAAGAUGUAUAUUAGAAGCACAGGCAAAACAAAAUGCGAGUCAGGUAAUAAAAAAGUAUAUUACGUUGAAAGUUGUUGUUAUAAUAUAUUAUGUCGAACAUAUGUUCAAUAAUAAUGCAACACAUACAGAAUAAUCCUUUAAUAUUGAUUUGUUACGAAUACAGAGCUGAUCGAGAGCUUUAGGAGUCUCGAAGUCAUAUUAAAACUCAGUAAACAAUUCCUUCAAAUUUACGGAAUGUUAUUUAAAUUUUGUAGAAAUCGAAGAGAAUUAAGGAACACGAAAAUCAAAACAAUAGAAACUAGGAUGAACAAACUGUUUCAUAAAAUAAGCAACUUGAAAAACUUCUAGUUUUUAUAGAAAAAUGGUACGUUGAUUGGCUAUUUCGUCGCUCUAUCGAGAGCUGCUGUGUACUGCGUGUAAAGCUUAUAUUAGACUACAGAUUGGAGAUUGCGGAUUAAAGAUUAAGUUUUGACGAAUCCGCAAUUUCAGUUUUGGCUUACUUUGUUCUAUUUGGUCAAGUUAUAAUCUUCAAUUCACAAUCCUCUGUUUCCAAUCUAUAAUAUGAUACAGACAUCAGAGCCAUAACAUUGUAUCAUUGAUGAAACAUUCUGUGUUGAACACAUUUACACCGAGUCCUCUGUGUCCCUUGUUGGAAAACACUCAAUUAUAUCGAGAUAUCGGUUGUGUUCAGAGGAAAGUUUCUUCGCCAGAGACAGUUGCUUUGUAAAAUUACUUACAGUAACUUUACAGUAAUUUGUAAAAUUCAUGAAUUUAAUACUAUAUUCCUGAUCAUGACUGUAUCUAAAGCAUAUACCGAUCAUAUCACGAAUUAUAACAGAUGUCAAGCUGCUUUGCUGUUGUAAAAUUCUGAUUGGCAUAUACUGUUAGAUUCAAUUAAGUUUAAAGGUAUAUAGUAAUCAUACUGACAAAUUUUGUAACAGUUAUAAAGUAGCUUUCUCUGCUGAAUAUAGCCAUUGUUGUUUGGUGCGAAAUUGACUAUCUACAUCUAAGAAGAAGAACUAAAAGAAGAACAAUAAUUUCAAAUCUUAACAACAAAGAGACAGGAGACUCUUCUUAUUAUAUAAUUCGUUAUCAACAUAUUCCUCGAAAGAAAAUGUCCACUAAAACAGAUGAAUCAAAAUGCGAGUCAGCAUUAGUUCCGACACCGGGGAUGAUUGAAAGCUCCUGCAGUUUUGAAGAUACGAUAAAGCCUAGCGACGAAUUUUUGCAAGUUUUCAAAUUAACAUACCCAUUUUCUAAAUAUCAAAGUAAAUUUAACAAAAAACAAAUCAGAACAAUAGAAGUGAAAAUGGACAAAUUGUUUCAUAAAGUAGUUAACUCGGAAGACACAAAAUUUGAAGAUGUUAUAACUCUUGCAUAUAUUUGUCAACAUAUAUGUUUUGCAUACAUGAAGUCAGAUCAGAUAGAAAACCAAUCUGCUGCUAAAGACUCCAUUUUACGCUGUUUACAUUUGAUAAAAGAUAAAGAACUGGAUCCCAACAUUAUUUUGUUGACUUUAAAAGCAUAUGGCAAUUUAAGCUUUAUUUAUCAGAAACAAAAGAAGCUGGAGAAUGCUACAGAAGCACUUGAUAGAGCUGUAAAUUUAUAUUUGACAUAUAUGGAAGAAUAUAGCGAGUACGAUAUUCCUAUCGAUUAUGAAGAUAUUAUUAUUAAACCAUCUGUACAAAUUAAUGGUUUUUCAAAAUUAAAAUCUUUAUAUAGAUACUUAUUACAAUUAUCAACAGAUAUACAUACAAAGAUGAGAUCAAAAACUAAUGAAAGUUUUAUGCUAUCUCGUCAUUUACUUUUACUCGAUGAAUUGAAUUAUUUACAAACAUCUGAGGAAUAUACACAAUGGUGUGAAAUAGCAAUGACAGUAUGCAGUAAUUUAAUCACGUGUAACCGUUUCGCAGAAGCUAAAAGUUACAUUGAGCAAUUAUAUAUAAUACAAACAGUCUUACAUGCAAAAUAUGUUGAUAGUAUGAGAAAGGGACCUUCUUCGGAAACACCCAUGUUAUUUAACCAAUGCGUAGCUAUGAUGAAUUCAGUUGUAAUAUGCUACGUGAGGUACUGUGUUAUGCUCUUCUGUGAAUCGGUGAAACGACUGCUUCGGUUAGAAAAAAACGUAGAUUCUAAGGCUAACAACUCAUUAACUAAAGAGCUACCAAAAUCGGAGGGACGGGCAUCGCGGAGGUUACUAUUAUUCUAUCCAAAUGCGGAAGAGUAUUUCGACACCAAUAUGUACCAUGCGGUCCCGUUUACUUACAUAUUGAAAUAUAACGAAGCUCAGAAACAGUUUGCCAAAGUUCUGAACGUAUUAUACAAUUCAAGGCUACAUGUUGACAUCCUCAGUGAAAUGAACUUUUCUAUUCGAAAUAGAUUAUACAUUUCUAAUAUAUACAAAUAUAUGGCAUUCUAUGAAAAGGACACAGCCACUCAGUUUUUACUACGAAAACGGCGCACAGAAAUUUUAGAAGAAGCUGCAAAUAUUUUAAGUAAUAAGAAUAAUUGUAAAUUACUGAGACUCUUAUGGCUUCAACUGACAAUUGCUUAUUCUACCCUGAUAGACACGAAACUAGACGAUAUAGAGGCAAGUUACCUACCAUAUUUGCCCCAAAGUUAUUUUGCACUUGAAAUUGAUGAAAUUAAUAUUCUAGUAGCGAAGAGCUCAAUAUUCCUACAAAAGUAUAUGUGCUCUAAAUAGAUAGUCACGAUGUUGAUGUCGGAUAUCUCAUUCGGCACAAAACGACAGUAAUCUUAUAACGAAUAACCGCGCAGACUUGGGAAUAGUGACUCGCACUCAUGACAAUUUAAUAUCAUCGAAAACUAACUUCGGAAUACAUAUGUUCAAAUCGCUAUGCAAACGAAUGUACAUUAAAGUUUAUGCAUCUGAUGAGAAAUUUUUCAUAAAUAAUAAUGAAAAAUUAUAUGAAAAAUUAUAUAUUAUUUUACAUUUUAUUAUAUGUAAUUAUGUAUGAAAUUUGUCCAUACAUAA